AUGAGCAGACCAGUUCAGCAGAGGAUAGGGGAUAUAUAUGAGCAACUGUUUAGGGAAUAUUCCUCAACUAAGUACUGUGCGUUUCAAUUAGGGAGGAAGUAUGGAAACACAAAAAAUUGCACUAAAUUAGAACACUGUAUAAAGGCCUUUGAUGAUAAAACGGGAGCGUGCUUAGGACCUGAGAACCAGUGUGAACCAGGAUGGAUGGGACCAGGCUGUCAAUACGUAAAUUUAGCAUACAAAAUAAAUUCCACCAGGCCAAGUCUUGAUGGGAACUUGAGCACAUCUGAGGACAUCAGACGAAUACGGAUCGAUUUCCAUGGAAGUUUUAUAAUAUCUGCUUUAAAUAUUCGCGUUAAUUCGUCAAACAACGUAUCCAUCAAAACUCUAAAUAACGAGAUAUGUUACAUCGGACCGAUUAAGGAAGGCAUUCCUCUUGUAUUCUGCAGCUAUGUUCUGAGAACAAGUAUGCUAAACAUUUCCUUUACACGGAAAACAACCGUAUAUGAAAUAGAAGUUUAUGGAGGACGCAAUGUCGCUUUGUGGAAAAAGACUUCACAGUCAUCAGAUUAUGAUAGUGAUUACACAUCUGACAAAGCAGUGGAUGGCUGGGAUAGUGAUAGCGACACGUCGAAAAAAUCAUGCACACACACAUAUGAAAAAAAUGUGACUAAUGGUCCUUCUUGGAAUGUUGAUUUUGGACGCCUCUAUUCCAUUAUGUCAAUUCGCAUAGCAAAUCGGCAGAAUCUAGAAAAGCGGUUGAAUGGAUUUCGCCUCUUUGGUAUCAGCCCAACAGGACUCGAGGAGUUGAUGUAUACAGACAAAAUAGAUGCUGCUCCAAGAAAUCCAAUAUGGUUGGAUUCAUCAAUUAUUAGAACAACUUCGUAUCGCAAAUUAAUCAUUAAUGGAAAACGUUUGGUAUUCUAUAAAAACAGACACAAGAUUCUCACUCUGUGUGAAGUAGAUGUGUUUGGUAAUUUCAUAUUUUAUCUGUAUCCUUGA
Molecule: messenger RNA, 1002 nt
Organism: Saccostrea cuccullata (small rock oyster)
Lineage: Eukaryota; Metazoa; Mollusca; Bivalvia; Ostreida; Ostreidae
Exons: 6
Coding region: 1-1002 (333 amino acids)
Source: RefSeq, a predicted model, not a curated record